Messenger RNA from Chelonus insularis, 931 nucleotides. RefSeq names its product L27 and PDZ_signaling domain-containing protein veli (gene veli). NCBI's taxonomy places the organism in Eukaryota, Metazoa, Arthropoda, Insecta, Hymenoptera, Braconidae. Gene Ontology annotation, cellular component: synapse; cell-cell junction; basolateral plasma membrane. The coding region runs from base 172 to 765 and encodes 197 amino acids. The record is from RefSeq and is a predicted model, not a curated record. Gene Ontology annotation, molecular function: protein binding. The transcript is spliced from 5 exons. Gene Ontology annotation, biological process: maintenance of epithelial cell apical/basal polarity; neurotransmitter secretion; protein localization to basolateral plasma membrane.
GUAAAAUUGAGAAAUUAAUAUGGCGGCUGAGCUAUAGAAAUAACUCAAAGAAAACAUAAAAGUAUCUGUCAUUUAUUAUAGAUUUUUUGUCAGACACGCCUUGUCAAUUUAUUUGUGUCUUAUUUUUAUCAAAAUUAAACUUAUUAGUUAAUAAUUAAUCUGAAAACAAUCAUGGCUGCAGUAAGUGAACCACUCACCUUAAAAAAAGAUAUCCAACGUGCAAUUGAAUUAUUAGAUAAACUUCAAAAGAGUGGCGAAGUUCCAAUUACAAAAUUAGCAGCGUUACAAAAAGUAUUGCAAAGCGACUUUCUCAAUGCUGUUAGAGAGGUUUAUGAGCAUGUUUAUGAGACAGUAGAAAUUCCAGGUUCUCAAGAUGUUAGAGCUUCAGCUACAGCAAAAGCAACUGUAGCAGCAUUUGCAGCUAGUGAAGGUCACGCACAUCCUAGAGUUGUGGAAUUACCAAAAACUGAAGAAGGUCUUGGGUUUAAUGUUAUGGGUGGAAAAGAACAAAACUCACCGAUUUAUAUAUCUAGAAUUAUUCCGGGUGGAGUAGCUGAUAGGCACGGUGGACUUAAACGCGGAGAUCAAUUAUUAUCUGUAAAUGGAGUUUGUGUUGAAGGUGAAAAUCAUGAAAAAGCUGUUGAAUUAUUGAAACAAGCUCAUGAUUCAGUAAAAUUAGUAGUUCGCUAUACUCCAAGAGUUUUGGAAGAGAUGGAAUUGAGAUUCGAUAAACAAAGAGCUGCUCGUAGGCGUCAACAGAUGUAAUCUGUUCAUUUUUGUCAUUUCUUUAAUUUCCUCUUAAUUUCAUUAUGCAUUUAUAAUUGAUAAUACAUUUUUAUCACUUCAUUAGCACUAUUAAUUUAUAACUACUAAUUAGUGUUAUUAUCAGUGUAUUACGCAUGGCUCAAUAAAUAUUAGACGAUUUAACAUA